Dovyalis caffra is the source of this 198-nucleotide messenger RNA. Lineage: Eukaryota; Viridiplantae; Streptophyta; Magnoliopsida; Malpighiales; Salicaceae. The record is from the annotation of a GenBank genome assembly.
AUGAGUUCAUUUCAAGAAGGAAAGGACUGCCUUGGGUGGGCAGCAAGAGAUGCUUCUGGAGUUCUAUCACACAUGAGAUUGUUGGAAUCGUGCAAGAAGUUGGCUCCCAUGUCCACCGGUUCAAAAUCGGUGACCCCAUUGGAGUUGGAACAUAUAUUAAUUCAUGCAGAAAUUGUGAUGAAUGUAAUGGAGGACUAG